Messenger RNA from Saccharomyces eubayanus, 1044 nucleotides. It is a transcript of the gene AAH1, whose product is annotated as adenine deaminase. The coding region runs from base 1 to 1044 and encodes 347 amino acids. Gene Ontology annotation, biological process: hypoxanthine salvage; adenine catabolic process; purine ribonucleoside monophosphate biosynthetic process. Gene Ontology annotation, molecular function: adenine deaminase activity. NCBI's taxonomy places the organism in Eukaryota, Fungi, Ascomycota, Saccharomycetes, Saccharomycetales, Saccharomycetaceae. The record is from RefSeq and is a predicted model, not a curated record. Gene Ontology annotation, cellular component: nucleus; cytosol. The transcript has a single exon.
AUGGUCUCCCAAGAGUUUUUACAAGAAUUGCCAAAGUGUGAGCACCACUUACAUUUAGAAGGUACUCUGGAACCAGAUCUAUUGUUCGUAUUAGCGAAGAGAAACAACAUUACCUUACCCGACGCAUUCCCUAAAUCAAUCGAAGAAUUAAACGUAAAAUAUGAAAAAUUCCGCGAUCUACAGGAUUUCUUAGAUUAUUAUUACAUCGGUACCAAUGUUUUAAUCAAGGAACAAGACUUUUUCGAUUUGGCAUGGGCUUAUUUUGUAAAAGUCCACAAGCAAGGGUUGGUCCAUGCUGAGGUUUUUUAUGAUCCCCAAUCCCAUACCUCCAGAGACAUUUCUAUAGAGACAGUCACUAAGGGCUUCCAAAGAGCUUGUGACAAAGCUCAGGCUGAAUUCGGUAUUACAUCCAAGCUUAUCAUGUGCCUUUUGAGACACAUCGAACCUGAAGAAUGUUUGAAAACCAUCGAAGAAGCCACUCCGUUUAUCAAGGAUGGUACCAUUUCUGCCUUAGGUUUAGAUUCUGCUGAAGCGCCAUUUCCACCAAAUUUAUUCGUUGAAUGUUACAGAAAAGCAGCCUCUUUAAACCAGGAUCUGAGAUUGACUGCACACGCAGGUGAAGAAGGUUCUGCUCAGUUCGUCUCAGAUGCUCUAGAUUUGUUAAAUGUGACCAGAAUUGAUCACGGUAUAAAUAGUCAACACGAUGAUGAAUUACUGGAUAGAUUAGCUCGCGAUCAAAUCUUGCUAACCGUCUGCCCCUUCUCUAACGUCAAACUACAAGUCGUCAAAUCUGUUUCUGAGUUGCCAUUGCAAAAAUUUCUGGACAAAAAUGUCCCUUUUUCUUUAAAUUCUGAUGAUCCAGCUUAUUUUGGCGGUUAUAUCUUGGAUAACUACAUUCAAGUCUCAAAGGAUUUCCCACACUGGGAUCAUGAAACCUGGGGUCGUAUUGCUAAGAACGCUAUUAAUGGUUCUUGGUGUGAUGAUAAAAGAAAGGGCGACUUGUUGGAUAAAGUGGAUCAAGUAGUCACUAAGUAUUCCAAUUAA